Trypanosoma theileri is the source of this 1896-nucleotide messenger RNA. RefSeq lists its product as uncharacterized. Bases 1 to 1896 code for a protein of 631 amino acids. The transcript has a single exon. NCBI's taxonomy places the organism in Eukaryota, Euglenozoa, Kinetoplastea, Trypanosomatida, Trypanosomatidae. The record is from RefSeq and is a predicted model, not a curated record.
AUGCCUUCUUCCUCACGUAGGGUGUUUAACACCCAGUCCAGCACCGCAACAACAACACCAAUAACAACAACAACACCAAUAACAGAUAUGGCUGCUUUAACUCCAUACCGUGUUUCCUCCAGACUUGUGGAUCGUCUACGCUCCGCCGGUGAGGCGAACCAUAAUGUUACCUCAAACACUACACAUCACAAUAGUAGUCGUACCGCCACUGUGGGUAGUGGACAUCGCCAUUCCAUACAUUCUUCUCAUACCGCACGAGAACGAGGAGGAGGAGGAAGAGGAUUGGAUGAUAAGGCGGGAAUAGGAAAUCUCUUGCAUACGAGUACUCGGCGGCAUUUGCCACCGCAGGAAAACAGAAAUUAUAUAUCCCCAACUGAUAACUUGCAUUACUGUGAUGUUUCUGAACAGGAGGAGGUGGAAAGAGGAACGUCGGGUUCAAACUUUUUCCAAAGUGGUCGCCAAUUAAAUAGUAAUAAUCAACAGAAUUUUGAUUACAGAGAUGAAACUCCCUUAAUAGAAUUACAGAGAGGAUACGUAGUGGAUACGAGAAAUGAAGAAGAAUUGGAAUCUCGCACACCGCCGAAAGUGCGUAACCCGGCAACUAGUAUUCAUUUAAAUAGAGAUAACAUUCACUCACACAUAACACAACGAGCUAAGAAAGAUAAUGAUCAUUCAGAUUUAAAACGGUCCACAGUAGAACAUCAAAAAGGGCAAAAACGGCAUUCAGCAAAGAAACAGAUUCAAAAUAUGGUUUUGAAGAAAACUGAAGAAGCCUCAAAGACCAGUGACAAUGAUUUAUUUCAUAAUGUCUUUCCUACUACCAGCAAUGGUACCAAUCCUGGUGUUUCUACUAUUAGAAUGGAUCCACACUCUCCGAAUAUCUUGGGAACGAAAUCGUCUUCUUCCUCUUCUUCCUCAUACUUGAAUAGAUUACAGUCGCGUGUUAGGAAGCAGGGAGGCACGAGUUUAUCCUCUUCCUCUUCUUCAGUUGUAGAUGCUAGACCGAUAGCAACUUUUGGAUCGAUACAAGGAGGAGAAGGAGGAGGAGUCCCAUCUGAUUCUGUAGUUUCCUCACGGUUAGAAGAGAUACGUAGGCUUGUGAAGAAACGAUGUACGGAAGAAAAUCAAACCGCCGAUCAGCCGUUGUUGUUGCUGCCGAAGUAUGUGGUAGAUCCUCGUGCAAUAAAUAAUACACUGCAAUUUGCAGCGGAUGGAUCGCGUAUGAAUAGUUUAAGCGAUAGUAAUGCUGCUGUUCCUAGAACUGGAAGGGGACGUACGAAAAAUAAUAAUAAUAAUAAUAAUAAUAAUAAUAAUAAUAAUAAUAAUAAUAAUAAUAAUAAUAAUGUUUCUAGUGUUACCGUACUCUCUGAGAGGAAUACGGGGGUUAUUUGCUUUGUGUUUGAUACCUGUAGUCUGUUGAUUGCCACUGUGGAUAAACUAAAUGCCCUAAUGAAAUGCGGUAUGGUGUGUCUCCCAUCUGAUGUUAUCAGUGAGUUGGAUGGAAUGAAUACCUCUAAAGGUCAAAACCCAACAGAGAAAAAGGCAGAGAAACGGCGGUUUGCAGCUAGACGUGUACGUAACUGGAUCAUUGCGAAUAGUGGUAAAGAUUCCAAAAUUCGCGUUCAACGAAAGUGUGAAGUGGAACCCACAUAUGAUCGUAGGGCGGAGACAAGAGAUGAGUGGAUCUUGGGCUUCGCCGUGUAUUUGGAGCAGAAGGAGAGACUUCAGGUGGUGUUUAUCACCGAAGAUAAAUUUUUACGUGUAAAGGCGGGUGCAGAGCUCAGUGGUCGUGUGAUUUGUUGGGAAGAAGUCGUGAAGGAAUAUAUUCAAUCUUCUUCUUCUUCUACUAAGGGGCCACGCACACAGAAAUCAAAACAGAGGAAUAUUACCAAUUAG